GUCCCCCUUUGCGACUCCAUACCAAAAUUCAAUCUUUAUUCACAACCAACAGCCGCGUUCUGGUCUUCACUAUCCUAGUCUAUCCUAACAACUAUCACAUCUCAUGAGUGCAUCUUCAUCAUGGCUUCCCUAAAAAGUGUGCGGGAGAAGAUCCCCAACGCGCUAAACCUCUACUCCGACUUCAUCCUCAAAAACCAAUCUUCUGUUACUCAAAUCGAAUCUGCCCUACGCUCUUUAACCUAUAUAAUACCUGGUCGUUUCCGUGAUGCCGAACUCGCAUCCGAAUCUCUACAUUCUUCUAUUCAGCUGCUGUCGCUUUACCAUGAUACCCUCCUCUCUCGAGCCUUAUCUAAACUCCCUGGGAUGCCUAGACAAAAUGCGCAUAAUCGAUAUACCAAAUAUUGGGUCAAGGGUAACGGGAUGUAUAGAAGGAUAGCUAUGUUGUUGAGCAUGAUACAGUAUACUGAGUUAUUAUGGGAGAUGACGGCAAAGAGAAAAGGAGAGAAGAUGAGAUGGAGAGUGGUAGUUUUUCUAGAAUUCAUCAAGGCGGUUUGUAAACUGCUUCUUUUAAGAAUUACCAAAGGACGACCACUUGUUACACCACCUCUUCCCGAACGUGAUAUCAUACCCGAAGAAUCACCUGCAGAAACCGAUGAAAUACCCCCUUGGCUCGAUACCAAUGAUUCGGUAGCCAUGCGAGAAGAAGAAAAACUCCGAAAGAGCCGCGAGACGAAAGAAUAUAAGUUGAAGAGAACGGGAUUGACACUUCCAAAUCUACCAAACUCGAGCGAUAUCUCAAACUAUCUUCUUUCGAAAGUCCUUGUUGCCGAUGACAUCAAAGCGCCAAUCUCGCUUCUUAACCCCCUUACUCUUCCCUCUCAAUACGCAGAAUAUAUGCACAUCCUCCAACCCGUCAUUUACGCCAUUGCUCUCGCCCAUUUCCGCAAGAACCCCAAGUCAUGGAAACCCUGGGCUAUAGGACUCAGUAUCGAAUAUGCUGCACGUCAACUCCGCAGCGAGAAUUACAGAACUACUGCUUUAGAGAAGGAACAAUGGAAUAAGAGGGGAUGGGCAAUGGGAUGGUGGGCAUUACGAGGUGCAUUCUACGAGAAUGUUACAAAGGGAUGGUUACAUAGGACGAGCAACCGUUUACCAAGUUUGAUUGGAGGUGUGGUGGAAGAUUAUUUGUGGUUGUGGGAUGAAUAUUAUUUCAGUACGAGUCAGGAUUAGGAUUGAGGGUUGAAAUUCAGGGGGUCAAUAUUUGUCCGUGGGUGUAAAGAGGGAGGUGGUAGCGAGAUGGAAACAUUAUAUACAUCCAUACUUCAACGUUGAUUUAACAGUUGAGCACUUGGAGGGCGUCAGGUCUGAUUUGGACACUAAUAAAAUUGGAAGGCAUGGAUAGAAGGAUAUGAGGACGAUGGAUACCUACACCUACUAUGGAAGGGAGAAGAACAGAUGGGAGAGUUUGGGAAUAUAUACUAGUAUACUGAUAGAAAUUUUUGUAAUUAUGAUAAUGAAGUUUUUCUUCGAUAGCCAAGACACAUU
Molecule: messenger RNA, 1545 nt
Organism: Sclerotinia trifoliorum
Lineage: Eukaryota; Fungi; Ascomycota; Leotiomycetes; Helotiales; Sclerotiniaceae
Source: the annotation of a GenBank genome assembly